CUUGCAUUUGUUUAAUGGGAAAGAAAAAUAAAUUAUCCAAUCAAACUAAGGCAAUGAAUGGUAGAGAAUAAUGAUUAAUGAAAGGGGUAUUUUUGUUUAUUUCUUGAUAUUACAAAAAGGGGUUGAAAUUGAUCAUUAUCAAAUUGGUAAUUUAACUAGAGGACAUUGAUUUUAAUACAUUUUCUAUCUGUCUUGAAAUGUUAGACAACUGAAGCAGUUCAAAUUAUUUUCUAUAAUCUGUGCAGAAAUAAUACCAUUUUCAAGAUUAUUAAAAACACUUCCAUUACCUUAUCAUGGCGCAAUGAAAUCGAAAUGUUCUUAUAACAUUGAUAUGAAUUAAUUGGAUGAAUUUACUUGAAAAUAAUUAUCAUUAACAAACAAUAAUGAGUGAUUAUUCAAUAGAUGAAUUGUCUACAGAAGAUAAUAUUAGCAGUAAUAAUCUGAUAAGACUACCGUCCAAUGAAUCUUCAACAGAAAAUUUAUCUUCAUUGUUUAAACACUUAGAACUACCUAAACAAGAAUUACUUGAUCGUCAGAUCAAUACAACUAAUCCAUUGUUUAUUGCUCCUUUAUCCCAUCACAAUUCAAUAAAUAUAAAUAUUUCUGAAAGACAAACUGAAAUCAAUCAACAAAAUAAUCAGAAUAUAUCUAAAUUAGAAGAUAUUUUAUCGGAUAUUUCAUUGUCUACAUUUUGGGAACCAUUUAAAACUGUUGAAAGAAAAGAAAUUGAAAUAAAAUCUCCCAAAAUAGAAAAUAUGAUAUCAAGAAAGGAUGAAAAUUCAGUUGUCAAUUUUAAGUUACAUCCAAUAUUUUCGGGAAAAUCAUGGGCUCAUUCAUUAUUUAAAGAAAGUAUAAAUUGUUAUGAUGAAUAUAAAGAGAAUCCAGAAAGAAUAUUAGACGAUCAUUUUAGUCGAAUAUGGAAAACACGUGAAGUAUGUAUGCUUUCAGAAGAUCAAAUUGAUUUACAAACUGCAUUUCCAAAGUAUUCCAAAACAUGUAAUAAAACUCGUAGAAAAUGUCAUACAAAUAAACAUAUCUAUUAUGAAGAUAAUAAUAAUAUUCAUCAUAAUUUGAAAGAUUUCAAAAACAAUAUGAAGUUAAUUGGAAAAGAUGAAUUAUCUUAUUGGAAUUGUGAUAAUUCUCAAUAUAUUGAUCAUAAUGAAGAGAAUAUUGAUAGAUGGAAUUCUAACCAAACAUUAAUCAAAAAUCAUUUUAAUUCAUCAAAACAACUUCAAAUCACUACUUCUCAUUAUUCAUAUGAUCAUAAUAAUUAUCAUACUAAUUUACAACAAAAAUAUUAUGUAUGUAAUCUAUGUAAAAAGCAUUACUUUGAACAAAAUGAUUAUCAUGAUAAUUUAUUCAAUCCAAUUGAGGAGGAAUAUACUCCAGUGUAUUCGGAUGAAGUUAUAACAGAUUAUAUCACUUUCCAUACAUCUAUAGACCGAAGAAGAAAGGAAUAUUGGAAUAAAAGAAUAAUUAAUCACCGGUGCCCCUCAUAUAAUAGCUGUUUAGAUAAAUCAGAGGAAUACAAUAACAGAAAAUAUCAUGAUCAUUUCAUUCAAAAUUCAAUAUCAUUACAGGAUGUUACUAAUGAUAAAGAUUUUCUGUUGAAUAACUUCAUAAUUAGUAUAGUUUAUAUAUCAGAAGAUUCAUUACCACACAUAAUUCUAUGUGAAAAUAUUCAAUGGACAUUGAAACUUUUUAAGGAGAAAGUUAUUCAAAAACUAUAUUCCAUUAAUCAAAAACUUCAAAAUGAAAUGUAUAAUGAAUUCCAGAAUUUGAAGAAACGAUUUUAUUUCAAAACUGAAUCGAAUGAAUUAAAUACCAAUAUGAUUUAUUAUGAAAUUAUUGAUGAUACAGAAGUGAUACCUCGUUGGAAAGGUUUAAUAUGGGCUAAAAUUGAAAUAGAUCACAAUGAAGUAUUAUAAGUAGUAAACAUUGGUUUUCAUUCUUGUUAAUUUAUAUGUACAUAUUAUUAAGAUAUAAAAAUAUAUAAAUUAUUUCU
Molecule: messenger RNA, 2005 nt
Organism: Schistosoma intercalatum
Lineage: Eukaryota; Metazoa; Platyhelminthes; Trematoda; Strigeidida; Schistosomatidae
Source: the annotation of a GenBank genome assembly